GGGCCUGAGGUGGUAACUUUAACAGGUAUAAGUAUUUCUUUCCUCUGUUUCAGCUGAGAAGUUUUGAGAAUGAAAUAUUCAAAGCCAUUAAGAGACCUCCAAUUAAAUUUCUCAUCAUGCUUAUUCUGUAGUUCGCAUUAAGUCCAGAGUACUGAAGGAACUGAACCAGUGGACUCGGUAGACAUCAGGUAGCUGGCCAUGGUGUUGGCCAUGGCGUCUCAGGAGGCUCAGAACUUCUUCCAGCCUUUCUCUUCCUGGAUAUCUCGGGUUUAUGAAGCUCUCCAGCAAGCAGGAGAUAUAUUAUCUGCUUCACUGGUUAACAUAAGCCAACAAGACUCUAAAUUGAGUGACAAGCUAGACCAGGAGUUAGAAGAUAUUACCAUUCAGGAAACUUACUAUGGAGAUGAAGAACAAGACAAUGAUUGGAGUCAAGAGGAUGAAAAUUCCAUGUUUCUUGAAGUGGAUCAUUUCUCAUGUUGUAAUAGUGAUUUGCAGAACUCUGCCCAAAGCCCAAGCCCCAGACUUAGCCAACAUGCAAAGGACUCAUGUUCCACAAUGUCCCAGUGGCCCAAUGAGACCCUUGAUGACCAAAAGUCACCACAUGUGCUUUCUUCUAUUGCUGAGGAAGAGCAUCACCUCGAAAAGCAAAGAAGUGGCCUUCAACACGGCUUUGACAGUCAGCUCCCUGGUACUUUAGAAACUGUUAAUGGAAAAAAACAAGUUAACAGCUUUGGGGAUGAUGAAGAGCUAUCCACGUCUUCUGACAGCGAUGAGGAGGUGAUCAAACAAUUUGAGAUUUCCGUGUCCCGGUCCCAGAGUUUCCGUGCAGGAGCAUCUGAGCAAGGAAAGCAGACCGGAUUGGAGCAGAAACUGAAAUUCAGCCGUUUGCUGUCUACCUGUGAAGAAGAUAGCACGGAAGUAUCUGCCUGUGAAGAUUUGGAUGGAGCCAGCCCAGAAAGUUAUUCUGAGAAUCUGUCUCACUGUGAAGAUGACCCCGUCCAUGCUCAUGCACCGUCCCCAUGCGAGAGAGUGGGUACCAGGCACCAUGGCGCAUCUCACCAAGAGUCCAGUGAGGCCCGAAGCCUCAGUCGCCAGUCCACAGAGGGCAGCUUGGAGAUGGAGACAGCUUUUAAUAACCGGGGAUUUGAAGAUUCCUACGCCACAGACAGUUCCUCCAUGUGGAGUCCAGAGGAACAGGACGGGACCAGUUUGCAGGUGCCAUCUGGGAUUUCGGAGCCCAUCUCAAAGUGUGGUGACCUAGAUGUCAUCUUUGAAUAUAGAGCUGCGAGCCAGAAGCUCACAGUAACGACUGUGAGAGCACAGGGCCUUCCAGAUAAGGACCGAAGCGGCGUCAACUCCUGGCAAGUUCACAUGGUGCUGCUGCCCAGUAAGAAGCAGAGGGGCAGGACGAGCAUACAGAGAGGGCCGAACCCCAUCUUCAAGGAGAAGGUCACUUUCACCAAGCUGGAGCCCAGAGACGUGGCUGCCUGUGCUGUCCGCUUCCGCCUGUAUGCUGCCCGGAAAAUGACCCGAGAGAGAAUGAUGGGAGAGAAACUAUUCUAUCUCAGCCACCUGCACGCGGAAGGGGAAAUGAAAGUAACUCUGGUUCUGGAGCCAAGGAGUAAUAUAAGUAGUGGAGGGUCUCCGCUCAGCCCAUCUGCAGUUUCUCACAGUGAUAGUGCUUCAUCCACGCAGUCACUGUCUCAUGGAGGGGCGCCAGAGCUGUUGGUGGGGCUGUCCUACAACGCCACAACGGGCCGAUUAUCUGUGGAAAUGAUCAAAGGCAGCCAUUUCCGAAACCUCGCUGUUAACCGAGCGCCUGAUACAUAUGGAAAACUCUUUCUUCUCAAUUCUGUGGGCCAAGAGAUGUCCCGCUGCAAGACGUCCAUUCGACGUGGUCAGCCCAAUCCUGUGUAUAAGGAGACCUUUGUUUUCCAGGUGGCGCUCUUUCAGCUCUCUGACGUCACGCUGAUGAUUUCCGUUUAUAACAGGCGUACUAUGAAGCGCAAGGAGAUGAUUGGCUGGAUUGCUCUGGGCCAAAACAGCAGUGGAGAGGAGGAACAAGAUCACUGGGAGGAAAUGAAGGAAACCAAAGGCCAGCAGAUCUGCAGGUGGCACACUUUGCUGGAAUCCUAGGUUUGCCAACUGGUGUUUGUGUACUGUGUCCACGUUGGUCACCCAUGUUGCUGACUACUGACACUAAGUCAGUGCAUUCUGGCAAGGUUUUCAGGCUUUCCAACAGAGAUUCCAUUAACCCCUAGGACAUCCUGAGUGGGAGCUUUGGGUUUUUCAAAGUUUUAUUUGUAUUUAAAUAUUAUAAUUAAAAAAAACCCCACAUGUGAAGCCAAGUGUACUGUAUGGAAAAUGUUACCACAGUUAAGACCACUGAUGAUGAGUCAAUUUGUGCUGAUAGAUCAUUGAAUUGUGGUUCAGACUAUGGGAUGAAGCUUCUCCUGCUUUCUCUGUUUGCUUAACAAGUAACCUGAGAUUGCAAGGGGGCUGUAAAAUUCAACCACUUAGGUGUACGAAUCAGAAUUUUCUUAAUAUGGUGCAACAAACUCCCAAAUACAGAAAUGAAUCAGAGUCUGAGGCUCAUAGAAGAAUGUAACUAUAACCCCUAAUCCCUUAUUUCACAUUUUUCUCUUUAUCAAAAAAACCCCAUUUACCUAACAAGUAAAUAUUGUGAACUUGCACUGAUAAAAUAAAUUUGUAUUAAUUAAAUACCUCUUUUAUCUCACAUAUAUUAUGGUUUCUAUGAGAUUUGAUUAGAUGAAUCAUUUUGAAGCUAGAAAAGAAUUCAAAAACUACUGUUGUAAGACAACUUGUCUACUUUUGAAUAUGUAAGAUUUCAAACUUGUAACUUUCAAGGUUUUUAUGCUUUUUCACCUAAUAAAUUCUUACAGAAUGAGAUAAAAUCCAAAAAACCGAUUUCAGUCAUAGACUUAUUGAGUUUUCUGGUGUUCUUUUGGAUUAUACUUUUUCUAUAUUCAAUUAUAUAUACUCAUACGUGUAUUUUGAAUGUACUCCUGCAUGUAAACCAUGCUCUUUUUCUUAAUGCAGUGUUUUCUAUCAUUAGAGCAUAGUAAAUUGCAUACAAUGGGUCUUUAAUAAAUAUUGAUUUGAUUGAUUCUU
Lemur catta (Ring-tailed lemur) is the source of this 3132-nucleotide messenger RNA. RefSeq names its product synaptotagmin 16 (gene SYT16). NCBI's taxonomy places the organism in Eukaryota, Metazoa, Chordata, Mammalia, Primates, Lemuridae. The record is from RefSeq and is a predicted model, not a curated record. The coding region runs from base 199 to 2136 and encodes 645 amino acids. The transcript has 6 exons.